GUGCUAUCGGAUACUCUGACUGGCAACGGAAGCUGACAUAGGCUAUGACUCAAAGCAAGGGAAAUAAUUGAGUUCUGAUACGUCGUUUGAAUAGAAUAAUUCAAGGGCUAAACUGAUGUAAAGGGGAGGCUAAACGGUGUUAUUUCUUUUUUCUAUUACUGAACGUAUUUGCUGCUGGUGUUACCAAAUAUCGGAGCUUUGUCAGAGCACUUGAACGCACCCUGCUGGUCACUCAGCUCCUCGGUUGUAAACAGUCGGUGUACAGAGACGGAGCGCUACUCCGGGUGGAUCCGACCAGAACCCGGACAGACUCCGAACCACGCCAUGCACUGAUUGACCACCAUCACACUUUGGGUUCAAAAAGGAGGGACCGCAACCACUGUAACUCCUCCAAAGUAAGACAAGGUCCUCUCCAGUGUCCACAAUGACCACUCUCGAUAAUGGUGACAUGAACACCUUCGGCCCGGAGCUGCCCGCCAUGUUUGAUGGCAUGAAGCUUGCAGCUGUGGCAACUAUCCUCUAUGUUAUCGUCCGCUGUCUGAACCUGAAGAGUACCACAGAACCACCAGAGGUCACCUACCAGGACACACCACUCAGCCGUUAUCUCCUCAAAUCCUGCCCACUGCUGACCAAAGAAUACAUUCCUCCCUUGCUGUGGGGUAAGAGUGGCCAUCUCCAGACGGCACUGUAUGGCAAGAUGGGACGUGUCAACACCCCAACGCCCUGCGGGGUCCGCAAGUUUCUCUCAAUGCCGGACGGGGCCACAGCAACCUUUGACCUCUUUGAAGCGCUUGGAGACCACAGCACAGGAGAUGACAUUACCAUGGUAAUCUGCCCUGGGAUCGGUAACCAUAGCGAGAAGAACUACAUUCGGACCUUUGUGGAUCACUCCCAGCGGCAGGGUUACCGCUGUGCUGUCCUCAACCACCUGGGAGCUCUGCCCAACAUGGAUCUCACCUCGCCGCGCAUGUUCACCUACGGGUGUACCUGGGAGUAUGCGGCUAUGGUGAGCUACGUCAAAGAAGCUUUUCCACAGACGGCACUGGUGGUUGUGGGCUUCAGUCUAGGGGGAAACAUUGUCUGUAAGUUCCUGGGUGAGAACAGAUCGAACCAGGACCGAGUGCUCUGCUGUGUCAGCGUCUGUCAGGGUUACAACGCCCUCAGGGCCCAGGAAACAUUCCUUCAGUGGGAUCAGUGCCGGAGGCUUUACAACUUUGUGUUGGCAGACAACAUGAAGAAACUCAUCCUGUCACACAGGAGCAGUUUGCUUGGCCUGAACUCCAGCAACAUUGGCGAUGCAGACCUGGAAAGACUGUAUGCAGCCACAUCACUGACGCAAAUUGAUGACAGCAUCAUGAGAAAAUUUCACGGUUACAGCUCGUUGAAGGAGUACUAUGAGCAGGAGAGCUGUGUGCACUACAUCCACAAUGUCACUGUGCCUCUCCUCCUGGUAAACUCUGCAGACGAUCCACUGGUUCACCAGUCACUUCUGGCUAUUCCACGCACACUCGCAGAAAAGAUGCCCAACGUGAUAUUCGCCCUGACUCAACAUGGAGGCCACCUGGGUUUCUUUGAGGGAGCCGUGCUUUUCCCUCAGCCCCUCACGUGGAUAGACAAGUUCAUAGUCGAGUACACAGAUGCCAUUUGCCACUGGGAGAAGAACCACCCAGCCUGCCAGAAGAGCAGCCAGCAGGACAUGAACUCCUACCUGCAGAGAACAGGGGUAACACUCAGCGGGUAACUCAUAUGGAAAUGAAGCAGAAACACGCAGGUACACACUCAGCCUCCUGUACUAAUGGCCUUAUAGUUUACGGAGAAAUUCUGGGAAAUGCAGGGAAUCAUCAAAUGGAUUAGAAAAGGAGGCUAAGUGGGAGUGGCAACACUGAGCUGUAACCUGAAACUCACAUUAGUUGAUAAUACUGGAACAUGUUAUAUGACUCCUUGGUGAAUUGUCCCUUCCUCUUGUCCCAUUUAACCUCCAACAUAACACAAGUUCACCCCUUUGCUGGUUUUUGGCAGCUGCUGCGUCUUGAGUUGAGACAACAGGUUGACCUUUGACCUGCAUGUUGAAGGAAAAGUAUUUUUAUACAUGAAUUGUUGAAGGGUUCACUUGCAAAAACAAGACAUGUUGUUUUUAUUUAUUUUCUUAAAUCUUGUUUUUUGUGCAUUCCAGGGAAUCAAUCAAACUGGUGAUGUUCUGAUAAGAAAUCACAAAAAAUGUACUUAAAUAAAUCUUGUUUUUCAUCUUUAUGUGCACUCAAGUGGGGUUAGUUUAUUAAUUUCAGGGUGACAUGUAUCUGUUUUUGCAAAUGAACUCAUCUUACAUACAAAUUAGACAUCUAGUAUAAAUCUUCAUAAGAACUGGAAAAUCAUCUUAGUGAAGUCUACAUUGUUGGGAUGUUUUUUUGUUUUUUUUUUGUUUUUUUUUAAGCAAACAGUCUGAGGCCUUACAGGCAGUUCGCUUCAAAAUCAAAAUGCCAUAUUCUCUUAACUGUAGUGGUAUUUAUCCAUCUAGAUUGUUUUGGUAUGAAUUAGUGAGUUAUCUGGCACAAAGAUGUCUGCCUUCUCUCAAAUAUUAUAGAACUAAAUGGCACUUUGGAGCUCACAUGGAGCUCAAAGUGCCGGAGACUCAACAGCAGUGUCCAGAAAUCAUAACCCAAUUACUCAAAAUAAUCCAGAGACCUUGCUGUGAGGUGUUUCUUGAAGGAACUACUUUUAUUUAUUUUUUUAAAUAUGAAACUACACCUGCCAACGGUAUCACCGCAGGGAUUUCAGAGCGCAUUUUUUCAUAGACAAGAGACAAGCUAACUAAUACCACUUUUGGAUAUUUUUGGUUAAGUUAGUGAACCAGGUUAAAUUUCACUUUUUCACACUAGAGCUUGCCUUUCUGUUUUUUCUUUCUGAUUAGUAUGUUCACUCAUUCAUCACAGCCAUUCGGAGUAAGGCUCAAUUAAUGCUCAUGACCACUGAAGAGUCAUUUCACCCAGUAGUAAAUAACGAUUAUACACAUUUACUUUGAAGACAAAAGCCAGAUAUUAGCAGGUGUAAGCAGUCUUCCAGUGUGAAGAGGGUAUAAGCAAAACUUGGCAACAACCACCAAAACAACCUAGAUGCAUUAAUAGCACUACAGUUAGAAGUAUUUUGGGGUGGGUUCCAUUAAAUUCAUGACCAUAAUAUACUUUUGAAUACCAGCGAUGUAACACAUCUGUUAUAUUAAAGCAUCUUAUGGUGAUCUAUUUAAAAAGGCUUUCAAGAUUUAGCUCAUAAAGUUCACGACCACAUUAUUAAGUGCCUUAAUAUGAAUGUGAAUCUGAACAGAUUUCUGGCCCCUCAUGAAUCAUUGAGCUACCUCUAAUCAGCAGCAGUCUGACAUGAUUUAUGGUUUACAAUGAUGAUUCCAGUAAUGAUUACAGUGAUGAUGUUAAGGCUUGUGUUUAGUCAAACCAAUUUCCUUGGUAUGAUGUAAUAUCAUCUUACUUGUUUCCAUCAAGAACAUGCUGUUCUUGCAGGAUAAAUGCGUUAAUUAACAUCCUGUUUAGAUUAUUUAUAUAGUUCAAGGCAUCAAAGUUAGCAAGUUUUGACACCACUCCAGUUUUUCACUUUGCAUUUGCAUUGUGUGCCAUGGACCAUCGGCCUUGCUGCUUACCUUCAAAAUUAAAGAAUCAGGGUCUCUGGUUGAGGUUUUAUAAAUGAUGAAAUUGUUAUUUUGAUUUAGGGAUGUUGUUGCUUUCUCUGUUUUUGAAUGGAAAAUUGGGCACUUCAUAUGAACAGAUUGUACUCAGCACAAUGUACUGUGCCAGAUCAGCUUGUUCUAGUCAGUGAUUUGUUCCACAGUACCAUAAACCAGCAGGUAACAGCAGAUGAUACCGCCAUUCAUAGCACAAGGAUGGUUAGGUGGUUUAAUUUCCCUAAAUGCUGCUCUGAUUGUUAACGCUUAAAAGGUCCUUUUAAAAAUUGUACGACUGAGGCCAGAAGCUACUGAAGAUGUACAAAUGACUGAAGGGCUGUUCAGGACAGAGCUCAGAGUCAAACUGUGUUUACAAACACCUUUAACUAAAAGGAGAGAAGAGUGCAAAUGGGACUCAAAUUGUAAGUGUACUAAAUACAAAAGCCAAUUGUGGAUUUUCAGUUUAUGCAUUUAUAAAAACAAACGGACCAAAGCAAGUUUCACUUAAAUAAUGAAGUAGCUCAACUUUGUUGCUGCGCAUUGGCCACAUGUGACCCAAUAAAAGUCAUGUGGCUUUGGCUCAGAUACAAUAAAAACCUCACAUUGAAUAUGACUUUGAACAGGACUCAUUUAUAAGUUAACUGCAAAGUGAGAGAUGCUUUUUGGGGGUUGUUUGAAGCUGCUUAUUGCUACAUACAGGAUGGGUGGAGAUACUUCCUUAAAACAAAUAUUUACAUGAACAGAGGAAAGAUUUUUGCAACUACCACAUAAAACUUCUUUCUUUGUUCUGUCUCAGCUCAUGAUAAAGAUCUCAAACAUCGUCAUAAGAUUAAGUUUACUUGCAGAAGUUGUUUUCAUUUCCUGAGGCUUAUUCUGGAUCCACCUCAAGUGUCUUUGGUGUAAAUGUUUGAUUCAUAGUUUCCUGUGAGUAACAUCCUGUCAGACAAUGUAAAUGCAACGGUCUCCACCCAAGUCCAUGCUUCUUAUUGAUCAACUUUUCAACCAUCUGCCCUUUUAAAAAGAUUAAUACAACUUGCAUUUGCACCAUUACUUUGUCUGUAUGUGCAAUAUGUCCUGACUAAGAGAUGGACUGAUUAGCCUGCACUUUACUGUCUUUGCAGUUCCUAUAUUUCUAUAUGGCACUAUACUGUAGUAUGUAUCAGCAGCAUAUGGGUUUAACAUUUGCAAUCUAAUCAUGUUUUUUUUUGUUGCUCUGAUGUGGUGCAGCUGUGACUGAAUAGUCAUAUUUAAAAUUAUUAAUAAACAUUUUUCACAUUGA
Molecule: messenger RNA, 4946 nt
Organism: Acanthopagrus latus (yellowfin seabream)
Lineage: Eukaryota; Metazoa; Chordata; Actinopteri; Spariformes; Sparidae
Product: monoacylglycerol lipase ABHD2-like
Exons: 11
Coding region: 425-1741 (438 amino acids)
Biological process (GO): acylglycerol catabolic process; medium-chain fatty acid catabolic process; steroid hormone receptor signaling pathway
Cellular component (GO): sperm plasma membrane; sperm flagellum
Molecular function (GO): acetylesterase activity; monoacylglycerol lipase activity
Source: RefSeq, a predicted model, not a curated record